This is a messenger RNA of Bombyx mori (domestic silkworm), 3404 nucleotides long. Its product is annotated as ankyrin repeat domain-containing protein 29. Gene Ontology annotation, molecular function: protein binding. The record is from RefSeq and is a predicted model, not a curated record. Lineage: Eukaryota; Metazoa; Arthropoda; Insecta; Lepidoptera; Bombycidae. The transcript is spliced from 7 exons. Bases 135 to 1226 code for a protein of 363 amino acids.
GAUGUUAUAAUUCAGUAAACAUUGUAAAAUUAAUUCUUUCUGGUGUAAAACAGUGGUGUGAUUAUAUUUUGAUCUUUUAAAAAUAAUGACUACAACCCUCGUAGCUGAAUGCUGAAAAUCGAUUAAUAAACAAUAUGUCUUUGAAGAAGGAAUCCCGCACCGACGUGCAGUUCCACCUCGCAGCGCUGAGGGGGGACUGCGACCGACUGCGACAACUCCUGGAUACAGGGAAAGUUCACAUUGACUCCAGAGAUAGGGACGGUACCACGCCCCUCAUACUGGCCGCAGCCAUGGGGCACACGGACUGCGUCAGGGAGCUGUUGGCACAGGGAGCCGACCCAGCCUGCUGCAGGACGACAGGAACGAGCGCCCUGUUCUUCGCGGCGCAGGGAGGCUUCCUCGACAUCGCGCGUCUGCUGCUGGACGCCGGCGCCGCCAUCGACGCGCCCAGCUCGGACGGCGGCACCCCGCUGUUCGUGGCGUGCCAGUGCGGACACCUGCCCGUCGUCGACGAGCUCAUCAGCCGCGGGGCCAACGUCAACUCCUGCAUGAAGGACAAAGCGACGCCGCUGUUCAUCGCCGCGCAGAACGGACACGACAACGUGUGCGCCGCACUCGUGCGCGGCGGCGCCGACCUCACCGCCGCGCGCUGCGACCGCGCCUCGCCGCUGUGGAUCGCCGCGCAGUGCGGGCACCACCGCGUCGCGCGCACGCUGCUGCGGGCCGGCGCGCACGUGGACCAGCUCAGGCAGGACGGCGCGACGCCGCUGUUCAAGGCUGCGCACAAGGGUCACGCCGCCGUGGUCGCCGAGCUGCUCAAGUACAACCCCGAGCUGGGCCUGCUACCCGUGAGUAUCUAUACAUUGCUGCUUGUGUGGCGCCGCCGACCCCCCGCUCAUGUCCCCGCGUGCGACAGAACGGGCAGUCAGCGCUGCACGGCGCGGCCAUGUUCGGCGCGCUGUCGUGCGUGCGUGUGCUGGCGCCGGCGGCGGACCGCUCGCUGCGCAACGCGGCGGGGCACACGGCGCUGCAGGCGGCGGCGGCGGCGCGGCGCCCGCGCGUGGUGGCCUACCUGCGCGCGCUCGACCAGCGGGACGACACGACCUACUCCACAGAACAAUAGUCGACGCCGAAUUACUUUACGUCCUAAUGUCACUUGGCGCUCGGCGCGCUAUCUUACACUUGCUCGUGCCAGUACUGGACCCAGCCGCGCGACUUGCCGCUAACGAAGGGUAAAUCUCCGUCGAUUCCAACAGAGUGGCCAACCGUAUGAGAUUCUCGUACAAACAGAAUAUAGUGUUUGAUAACGCAAUUAUGUACGAAAAUCUGACCUGGAAUUUUUUGUACAUAUUUUUGAUGCAGGUAUAUUACAGAUUAUACAAGUUUUUACCGUAUAAGCACAUCAGGCGUACUAACUAGACUUGCGCAUUCUCGUGUCGUAAACUCGAAUUCACUUUGCCCCCACACUUUCUUAGAACUGAAAAUGAUAAUUAAAGUGACGAAGUAAUUUAACUAUCAAACGUAUUUAUAGUAAAUCUUAUUUUAAUGAUUAUUUUUACCCCUAUGUCAAGCCAUUGCGUAGCCUUUCGGGUUCUUUCAAAAAAGCCACUGGAAAUGUCACUGUAAAUAGCCCCCAUUUUACUAAGACAGACUAUAUUUCGUAUUAUAAGAUUUGGCUUAAAGGUCUCACUACUAAGCUAAUAUUAAAAAAAUAAGAGUAAACUUUACGGUUGGCCACCCUGGUUCAAACUUCAAAUUAUGGCGAUCUUAUAUCCAAUUGUCAGAAUCUAAAUUUGAAUUAAGAAUGAUACUACAUAUUAUGUUACUUUAUAGAAAUCAAACUAUUUUUAUGCAACUUGUUUAGUAACCAGCAAUUGCUUAAAUAGCAGAAGUGAAUAAUUAAAAUUGCCCAGCGUUUACGAAAUCAGUGUCCCAUGGAAUAUAAAUGGUGUAACUCUUGUUUUACCGUUUUUGAGUUACGUUGUAAGAAUAAUUAAAUAAUUACAAGGUAGUUAAGUUUUAACCGUGAAAUCUCAUAUUAGAUCUAUGUUUUUACUUCGGUUUUAGUAGGCGUUUUUAUCAUUUUACAUUUAUUUAUUAUUAAGAAAACUCAUUAGAACAUGCUUUCAAAACUUGGUGCUGUGUAGUUUUAAGGUUCUUUUAUUUUUUGUUUGUUUUUGAAUGUAUUGAUACAUCAACACUCAUUAUUGAUUUAUCUCGCCAGUGUACAUAUUGUUUCCAAUGUAAAAAAAUAUUUGUGCUUGAUACUUAACAAAUCUUGCUUAUUUAUAGACAUUGUAUUAAUACACGCAAAAAUAAAAAGUAAUUUAUGAAAUUUAAACUAGUCAACUCUAUUUACGAUUAAAUUGUGUUUUUACAUUAUAUUAACAACAUCAAUAAUUUACUUAACAUAUAAACACUGGUUAAAUCACCAUGUUAACUUAGGUAUAUUGAUAUUAAGUAGAUUUCCAAGUACAAUUUUCAAAUGAGUAUGAAAUGAAACUUAAACAAUAGUAAAGCAACUGAAAAAGGGCUGACUUAUUUACAAUUGAAAAAAAUGUUAAAAUUUCCAAAUUUUGUAAUUAAAAUUAGCUUGUUUGUCUUUUAGACAUUAUUAUCAUGAUGUUUUUUAAUUAGAAUACUUCAUUUAAUGUUUAUUGUAAAACAUUUAAAUGAUGUUUGUUCAAGAUUUAUAUCGUGGAUAAGAAAUCUCCAAAGUGAACCAUCCCUUCAUCAUUCAUCAUUAUUGAACCUGCACUAUUGAUAAUGUUGGUGUAAUGAUAAUAAAAUAUUAGCCUAGUUUUUAUUAAUGCUCAAAAUGAAAGAUCAAAUGCUACUGAGCUUGAAGCAAGGCACUGUUUUAUACGUACGUACGUACACAAAUAAUUUUAUUCAAUUGAAUUCUAAAUGAAUUAAGAAUUCCUAACCAUUUUAGCCUGUAGAUGUAUAUUUUCAUACAAUCACAAGAAUCAUAAAGUGUAAAGUAAAAAACUAUUUUCAUGAGGACUUUAUGUGGUAAAAUUAUUUAAUGGAAAGGAAAUAAUAAAUUGUGUUCUGAGAGGAGUGUUAGGCGUCGACAAUUAGAUAUAUUCAGUAUUUUGUAAACGCUCUUUACUGUAACGGCAUCUACUUCAAUGUAUUUAUUUACUUUGUCAGAGGCUGCUUUCUAGUUGAAAGGUCAGUCUAAAUUUAUUUGAUUAGUACAACACUGAACAUAAACUAAUAGAUUUUCCACAUUUUUUUUAUAAAAGACACUAAUUUGAGGUUACUAUAUUCUGUUUAAUUCAAAGAAUUGUGAAAGUGGUUAUAUUUAUUGAAGGUUAAAUAUACGAGGGAUACUGUUCGGUAAUUAAGUAUUUGUUAAUUGUUGUUAUUGACGAAUAAAAUACUUUUCGAACAUAAAA